GGCGGCGGAUACUCUACUGGAUCCCGGUGCUCUUCAUCGGCCUCCUGCUCGGCUGGUCCUACUACGCCUACGCUGGACAGCUCUGCGUGGUGUCAAUGGAAAAUAUUGGAGAACAAGUUGUAUGUCUCAUAGUAUAUCACUUGCUCUUUGCGAUGUUUGUCUGGUCUUACUGGAAAACCAUCUUCACGCUGCCGAUGAAUCCUUCAAAAGAAUUCCAUCUGUCCUACGCAGAGAAAGAGCUGCUGGAACGAGAACCUCGAGGGGAGACCCAUCAGGAGAUCCUUAAGCGCGCAGCCAGAGAUCUUCCCGUCUACACAAGGACCAUGUCUGGAGCAAUCCGAUAUUGUGACAGAUGCCAGCUCAUAAAGCCCGACCGAUGUCAUCACUGUUCCGUCUGUGAUAAAUGUAUUUUGAAAAUGGACCACCACUGUCCUUGGGUGAACAAUUGUGUCGGAUUCUCAAAUUACAAAUUUUUCCUCCUUUUCUUGGCUUAUUCCCUUCUCUACUGCCUGUUUAUCGCUGCAACCGAUUUACAGUAUUUUAUCAAGUUCUGGACAAAUGGCCUUCCUGAUACCCAAGCCAAGUUUCACAUCAUGUUCUUAUUCUUUGCGGCUGCCAUGUUCUCCGUCAGUUUGUCUUCUCUUUUUGGCUACCACUGUUGGCUGGUUAGCAAAAACAAGUCUACCUUAGAGGCUUUCAGAAGUCCUGUUUUUCGCCAUGGAACAGACAAGAAUGGCUUCAGCCUGGGAUUCAGCAAAAACCUGCGCCAGGUGUUUGGGGACGAGAAGAAGUAUUGGCCAUUACCCGUGUUCUCCAGCCUUGGAGACGGGUGCUCCUUCCCCACUUGCCUCGUGAACCAGGAUCUCGAGCAGCCAUCCACUCCGGCCGGACUGACCCCAGCCAUCAAAAACCUGGAAGGACACCAAUUUCCUUCAAAACCAUUAAGGGAGUCCCAGAGCCACCUUCUUACUGACUCUCAGUCUUGGACAGACAACAGCACAAAUCUUGACAAGGGCAAAGUAGGUGUGAGCAAUCCUGGGCUGACCAUAGAAAAUGAGACCUAGAGACUCUUCACACGAGCGUGAGGUCACAAUGCUGUGAUCACCAGAGGAGACGCUUCUACAGGGAAGGACGUCCCACGAUUGGCCCGUUAAUUCCAUUUACUCCUUGGGUAGACCUACUCAGACAGAAGAACAGAGAUGGUUCCUUCUCUGUGUCACUGCUUGAAACAUAACAGAACUGCAGAAGUUUUUGUAAAAUGUAAAGAAUGUUUCAACUAACACAAAUCCCUGCUGAAUGCUAAGAGGUCAGUGGUAGGUUAUGAGCUGAGGGGAAAGAAAGCUCUCCUCCCUUCCUUGUGAAUCUUGGAGGACAGAAUUCACCAUGGAGGGGACUUCACCACCAGGGGUUCAGAUAGCACAAUUUGUCAUCUAACUAGCUAAUUUGGCCAGCUGAUUUUCAAAUUCAAAACACUUUUAUGCCAGGCCAUCACUGGAAGGGAAGCAGGAUGUUACCACGAAGUCUGAGGGCCUGGGCUCCUCCUCUCCCAGCUCAGCCUCUUGUUACCAGGGUAACCCUGAGCAGGUUUCUGGGGCUCUGGCUGUUCAUCUGAAAACUGAGGGAAUCUGACUCUCGGGCCCCUUUCCAGGCCUUUCCAGUCUCACAGCUGUGCUGGGUGAGAAGAUAGAAGGAACGGCUCAGACCCACCCAGGGGCAUCCUCAGCCAACAGGAAAUGGUUCUGACAUUGGAGAGUCCGGUGAAAUAGAAUCUCCCCCAACAACUGUCUCCUCCCAUGCUCCAAAGGGCAUGUCUAAAUGAGGAGAUCCGAACCUAAACUGUGGACAAAGUCAACUGAGGACGGGAGCCAUUGUGAUGUAUCGUUCGUCACAUUGGCUUGAGAAUUAAUCUCCCCAUUUUUAGUCUUCCUAGAAUCACUAAAAAACAGCACCAUGAUGUCACAACCUUCAGGAGGCUAAAUGAAAUCCACCAACUAAACCUCUUUCUGAAUUUGUCUCUAACCUGUCUCUCCAGGUGGUACUGAACCCAGCCAAGAGGUUGCACUUCCCCCAGACUCUCUUGUGGGCCAAGAAAGGAAUAACCCCAUAGGGGCAUUGACGUCCUCUUCUGUCUUAGCAAAAUGGUGGUGGUGAGGCAAAGUCCAUCCUCGUGCUGCAUGUUGCAUAAUGGGGUUAUGCAGAGGCCCACAGAAAACUCUAUUUCUGGUCUGAGGUUGGGUUCAAAAUAAACUGAAAUGGCAUUUGUAUGAAGUAACUCGGAAGCAUUCUGCCCCACCGAGAAACCCUUGUGCCUUGGUAUGCACUAACUAUAGCCAGAAUAUUAAUUAGCGCAUUCUAUUUUGAGAGGUGAGCCCAUGAAUUUUAUAUGUGUUAGCAUUUUACAAUGACAGUUUUUAUUGCACUUACCCUGGAAAUUUCGUGUAGGCAGUCUGUUAAUAGGCCUGGAGUCCAAUUAGCAAGGAAAUGAUGAUGACCUGGAGCUCUCGCCCGUGUUUGCUUCGGCAAAGACACAAAGCCAUCCAUAGAAAACCAGGCAAGGUCUGGGGAAAGUGAGCUCACCGCAGGGCCCCUUCUGGCUUCAUUCCUGCCCAGUGAGAGCCUGAUGCUUUAUUCAAGCAGGGAGAGUUUAGAAAAGGCAUCAGAACCCCUCUCUUAGCAGAGCCCACUGUGCAGCCUUGCCUCGAGGUUUGGAGGGGGACUUCUGGGAGGAGGGGUGGGAACAUUUUCUUUCUCAUGUUCCUUUUGAGAAACAGUAAUGAUUUUGAUCUGAUGUACGAGGGUUUCCUCUGUGAAAUCUUUUCUCAGCAGAUGUUACAUCUUCAUUUUUAUUUUGGUGUAAAGGGUUUUGGUUUUUUCUACAAAGGAUUAUGGCUAUAAUUGAGAUUUCACCCACUUAGCACUUGCUGUCUGUUCUGGGCGGGUCCCACGUGGUGGGUGUGAUGGGUUGGGAAGGCCAUAUUGCAAAGGUCACAAUGGCGCCUGUUUGCUCUGACAAGAUUCAGUGGUGCGGUCACUCAGUGGCAGUUUUUGGAAGAAUAUGGUCCUUGUGAAAGAGGAUGACCGCUUUUUCCCCAUGACCUUUUGUUGUUGUUGGGUUUCACACUCAAGUAUUUUGCAUAACUACUCAACGCAGUUUAUCAUCACUAGAUACAUUAAUAAAAGGAGACUAUGGAGUUGA
Messenger RNA from Vombatus ursinus (common wombat), 3196 nucleotides. It is a transcript of the gene ZDHHC2, whose product is annotated as zinc finger DHHC-type containing 2. Gene Ontology annotation, molecular function: protein-cysteine S-palmitoyltransferase activity. Gene Ontology annotation, cellular component: endoplasmic reticulum; Golgi apparatus. Bases 96 to 1064 code for a protein of 322 amino acids. The transcript is spliced from 13 exons. The record is from RefSeq and is a predicted model, not a curated record. NCBI's taxonomy places the organism in Eukaryota, Metazoa, Chordata, Mammalia, Diprotodontia, Vombatidae. Gene Ontology annotation, biological process: protein targeting to membrane; peptidyl-L-cysteine S-palmitoylation.